This is a messenger RNA of Ostrinia furnacalis (Asian corn borer), 303 nucleotides long. RefSeq lists its product as uncharacterized. The record is from RefSeq and is a predicted model, not a curated record. The transcript is spliced from 3 exons. Lineage: Eukaryota; Metazoa; Arthropoda; Insecta; Lepidoptera; Crambidae. The annotation marks the transcript as partial.
CCCCAGAGUGCCGAGGAGGGCGAGCUGUUGCGCUCCAUCAACCAGGCGCUGCACGACGAGAUCGCCGCGCUCAAGGGCAAGCUGCGAGACACCGAUACGCAGCUACAGGAGGCUUUGAAAUCUCAAGCGGCGAUAACGGGCAGCCCGGUGCCUACCGGUUCCAGCGGAGACGUCAAGACGGAUGCAGGCACGGCACGGCGUUGCGACAUGUGCGCGAACUACGAGAAGCAGCUGGUGGCCGAGCAAGCCGCCGCCGACGCCGCGCGCGACCGCGCCCACAAGCGCGACACCGCGCUCAAGCUG